This is a messenger RNA of Exophiala spinifera, 1749 nucleotides long. RefSeq lists its product as uncharacterized. The transcript is spliced from 2 exons. NCBI's taxonomy places the organism in Eukaryota, Fungi, Ascomycota, Eurotiomycetes, Chaetothyriales, Herpotrichiellaceae. Bases 1 to 1749 code for a protein of 582 amino acids. The record is from RefSeq and is a predicted model, not a curated record. Gene Ontology annotation, molecular function: flavin adenine dinucleotide binding; monooxygenase activity.
AUGGCUAGAGAAAUCGAGUUGCUCAUUGUGGGUGCGGGCAUUCAUGGUCUUUGUAUGGCAAAGACCUACCUUGAGCUCAAACCCGAGGCUGAAAUCCUCAUCGUGGACAAGGCACAAUCGCUUGGCGGGUCGUGGGCUGAAGAAAGACUGUAUCCGAGACUCAAAACGAAUAAUGUUCUGGGAUCCUACGAGUUCAGUGACUUUCCAAUGAUGCCCGAAAAGUACGGGGCCACACCGGGCACCCAUAUCCCUGGUCAGGUGGUUCACGACUACUUGCGUGAUGUUGCGACGCAUUAUGGAAUCGAUGAUACAUUUCAACCGAGGACAAUCGUGGAGGGAGCGACACUUCAAGAUGACCGUCGAUGGAUGGUCACAUUACUGAGAUCAGACCCAAGAGCCACGUCCAAGGAGGUUAUAAUCACUGAUAAGAUGGUCAUCGCAACUGGAUUGACCUCUGAACCAUAUCUCCCGACGAUACCAGGACAGGAAACCUUCAAAGGCCUCCGGAUACAUUCUAAGCAGCUUAAGGAGUGUGCACCAGAAUUGGCAGCCUGCAAGGAUGUGGUUGUGCUUGGAGGGAACAAGUCGGCGUGGGAUGUGUGUUAUGAUGCUGCACGCUCUGGUGCGCGUGUGCGUAUGGUCAUCAGGUCAUCUGGGGGUGGCCCAAGCUAUGUGUGGCCGAAGUCGUUCAACUAUGGACCGUUCAACUUAUCCCUAGCCCGGAUGUCUGCAACGAGAUUCUUCAUGGCAUUUGACCCGACUCUUUUCGGUCGGAAGGGCCCUAUGUCUUGGUGGCAUUAUUUCCUGCAUCGUACGUCAAUCGGCAAUACGAUAUGUGAAUUUUUUUGGACCAGAUUAGAUCGGCAUAUCAAGCGCGUAAUCGGCUACCAUACUCACCCAGAACUCCAAAAACUCGAACCAUGGACAACGCCGUUCUGGAUGGGGAAUUCACUGAGCAUCCACAAUUACGAGACAAACUGGUUUGACCUUGUUCGAGAAGGCAAAAUCACUGUUCACAUUGCCGACGUGGAGUCGUUGUCUUCCGAGAAGGUCAACCUCUCAAACGGCGAAACGCUACAUGCUGACGCUUUGGUGUGCUGCACAGGAUGGAGGUCUAAACCAACAGUGUCUUUCGAGGUACCCGAUCAACACCAUGAUGACAAAGCAAUCAUGUUAGACAUUCACAAGGCUGAAUCCGAGAUUGAGACUGAGGUGAAAUAUCUUCGGGGACUUUCAAGGAGAACUAGCAAUGCGCCUCAUCUAAAACAACAGCCUAUCGCCACCUCAUUUCUCCUAUCAGACCAUAAAUAUCGGUUCAUGGUGUCACCCGAUGAACAUGCCCUCGAAAGCAAGAAUCUCGCCUUCAUUGGGGCGCAUUCCUCAAUCCAUGCAGUUGUGGUUGCUCAAGUCCAGGCUCUGUGGAUCUUUGCCUUCUUCAACGACAAGUUGAAACAUCUUCAGGCAAGACAUAUUGACAGCACUGCUGUCAGAUACAACACUAUACUGCACGGCGUGUAUGGAAUGUUGAGACGCCCGAAGGAAUGCGGCGGCGCAUCUGAAAGAUAUCCAGACCUUGUGUUUGACAGUGUCCCAUACGUGGACAUCUUGUUGCAAGACUUGGAAUUGGGAAAUUUGAGAAAACGCGGAAUAUGGAACAAUAUCUUCAAGCCACAUCUGCCAGCAGAUUACCGAGGGCUGGUCAAAGAAUGGAAAACCAAGAAUUCAGUUGAGGUACUCGGGGAAAGUUAA